AUGAACGCAGCUGAAUUCAGUGAAGAUGUAGAAGAAGUUGUAAAAAAUAACACUGUGAAAGUGGAGACAGAGGCCGAAGAUGCCGCGCUGGACUGCUCAGUGAAUUCCAGGUCCUCCGAGAAGCACCCUGUGGAUGGCGUCUUCACUGCUCUCCAGGACUCCAGCAAGAGAAAGCCCCUGGGUGGCGAGGGCCCGCUGGACUCAGUCCCGAGUGUGAAGAGGCGGCGGCUUAUUCCCGAGGCACUCCUAGCAGGCAUGCGGAAUCGGGAAAACAGCUCACCCUGCCAGGGCAACGGGGAGCCGGCAAGCCGGGGCAAGAACUUUGGCUCCGUGUGGCCAGGCGAGGAGGAGCCCAGCCACGACGUGAGCACACCUUCCUACAAGAAGCCUCUGUACGGCAUCUCACACAAGAUCAUGGAGAAGAAGAACCCGCCUGCAGGGGACAUGCUCAACACCUAUGAGCUCUCGGAGAAGGUGAACCCCAGCAACAGCCCCUCACCACUGCGGCUCCUGAACGAGACACAGAAGCGGGACACUGGCGGCCCCGCAGCAGCCACCGACAGCGACCCCAACAUCUACUUCCUCAUCCAGAAGAUGUUCUACAUGCUCAACACGCUCUCCUCCAACAUGUCGCAGCUGCACAGCAAGGUGGACCUGCUCUCCCUGGAGGUGAGCCGCAUCAAGAAGCAGGUGAGCCCCACUGAGGUGGUGGCCAAGUUCCAGCCGCCGCCCGAGUACCAGCUCACGGCGGCCGAGCUCAAGCAGAUCGUGGACCAGAGCCUGUCGGGAGGCGACUUGGCCUGCCGCCUGCUGGUGCAGCUUUUCCCAGAGCUCUUCAGCGACGUGGACUUCUCCCGGGGCUGUGGCGCCUGCGGCUUUGCGGCCAAGCGGAAGCUGGAGUCGCUGCACCUGCAGCUUAUCCGGAACUACGUGGAGGUCUACUACCCGUCGGUGAAGGACACGGCAGUCUGGCAGGCCGAGUGCCUGCCUCAGCUCAAUGAUUUCUUCAGCCGCUUCUGGGCCCAGCGGGAAAUGGAGGACAGCCAGCCCAGUGGCCAGGUGUCUGGCUUCUUUGAGGCCGAGCCCCAGGUGGAUGCUGGUCACUUCCUGGACAGCAAGGAGCAGGAGGAGGCCCUGUCCCUGGACCGCAGCAGCACCAUCGCCUCUGACCAUGUGGUGGACACGCAGGACCUCACCGAGUUUCUGGACGAGGCCUCAUCCCCUGGCGAAUUCGCGGUCUUCCUUUUGCACCGGCUGUUCCCGGAGUUCUUCGACCACAGGAAGCUGGGCGAGCAGUACAGCUGCUAUGGGGAUGGCGGCAAGCAGGAGCUGGACCCGCAGCGUCUGCAGAUCAUCCGCAACUACACAGAGAUCUAUUUCCCCGACAUGCAGGAGGAGGAUGCCUGGCUGCAGCAGUGUGCCCAGCGCAUCAACGAUGAGCUGGAGGGCCUGGGGCUGGACGGGGGCAGCGAGGGCGAGCCCCCGCGAGACGACUGCUACGACUCAUCCAGCCUGCCCGAUGACAUCUCCGUGGUCAAGGUGGAAGAUAGCUUCGAGGGCGAGCGGCCCGGCCGGCGGUCCAAGAAGAUCUGGCUGGUGCCCAUCGACUUCGACAAGCUGGAGAUCCCGCAGCCCGACUUUGAGGUGCCGGGCGCCGACUGCCUGCUGAGCAAGGAGCAGCUGCGCAGCAUCUACGAGAGCAGCUUGUCCAUCGGCAACUUUGCCUCGCGCCUGCUGGUGCACCUGUUCCCGGAGCUCUUCACCCACGAGAACCUGCGCAAGCAGUACAACUGCAGCGGCUCCCUGGGCAAGAAACAGCUGGACCCGUCCCGUAUCAAGCUCAUCCGCCACUAUGUGCAGCUGCUCUACCCACGGGCUAAAAAUGACCGUGUCUGGACACUGGAGUUCGUGGGCAAACUCGACGAGCGCUGCCGGCGCCGGGACACGGAGCAGAGGCGCUCCUACCAGCAGCAGCGCAAGGUCCACGUUCCGGGCCCUGAGUGCAGGGACCUGGCCAGCUAUGCAAUCAACCCCGAGCGAUUCCGGGAGGAAUUUGAGGGGCCCCCGCUGCCCCCCGAAAGGAGCAGCAAGGACUUCUGCAAGAUCCCCCUGGACGAGCUGGUGGUGCCCUCGCCCGACUUCCCGGUGCCUUCGCCGUACCUGCUGUCCGACAAGGAAGUGCGCGAGAUCGUGCAGCAGAGCCUCUCCGUGGGCAACUUCGCCGCCCGGCUGCUCGUCAGGCUCUUCCCCGAACUCUUCACCACCGAGAACCUGCGGCUGCAGUACAACCACUCUGGGGCGUGCAACAAGAAGCAGCUGGACCCUACACGCUUGCGGCUCAUCCGCCACUACGUGGAGGCCGUGUACCCGGUGGAGAAGAUGGAGGAGGUGUGGCACUACGAAUGUAUCCCGAGCAUCGACGAACGCUGCCGCCGCCCCAACAGAAAGAAAUGCGACAUCCUGAAGAAAGCCAAGAAGGUGGAGAAGUGA
This is a messenger RNA of Budorcas taxicolor (takin), 2490 nucleotides long. It is a transcript of the gene BEND3, whose product is annotated as BEN domain containing 3. Gene Ontology annotation, cellular component: heterochromatin. The transcript has 3 exons. The coding region runs from base 1 to 2490 and encodes 829 amino acids. Gene Ontology annotation, molecular function: DNA binding. NCBI's taxonomy places the organism in Eukaryota, Metazoa, Chordata, Mammalia, Artiodactyla, Bovidae. Gene Ontology annotation, biological process: rDNA heterochromatin formation. The record is from RefSeq and is a predicted model, not a curated record.